CUUUCAUUAUUGAUGUAGGAAAAUGUUGAAUGAAAUCUAAUAAUCUGCACUUUGUAUUCACAUUAACUAUAAAACCAGUCAGUUUUACCACUAGAGAAAGGAAAUAUCAGUGUUGGCUGUUUUUGAUGACAUUUUAAUAGACAUAUCCAUCCAUCCAUCCAUCCAUUUUCUGUACACGCUUCUUCCUUUUCAGGGUCGCAUGGGUCACUGGUUUCUAAUAAAAUAUUAUUACUGUAGAGUUAAAGCUAAACUGGAGCCAGACAUUAUACUGUGUGUGAUUGUUUAUCAAAACUGCAUAAUUUCUCAACAGACAAAGGAUCAAGAGUCAGAAAAACCUAAAAAGAAGAGAAAUAAGAAAAAGAAAACUAUUACAGAUGUCUUGGCCACCUCCGCACCGAAGCCGGGCUGUCCGUCCGACCUGCAGGAUCUGGUCGCACAGUACUUCUCAGACAAACGCUCUGUGAUAGAGCGGGAUGAGCUCCAAUUGCAGAACUCCUGUUUCCUGUCGAGUAAUGACCUGACGCACAGCCUCUCCUCUUAUCUUAAACAAGUUUGUCCCAAGUGGGCAAAGAUCCAGAAGCAACACACGGACAAAAGCUCAGUGGUUGUCCUCAUCGUCUGUAGCUCCGCUGUUCGAACCAUUGAGCUCAUCAAACUGCUGACUGCUUUCAAGGGUAAAGCAAAAGUUGUGAAACUUUUUGCAAAACAUAUCAAGAUAGAGGAGCAAGUGAAGCUGCUACAGAAGGGCGUCACACACAUCGGAGUGGGAACACCUGGCAGGAUCGGUGCUCUCAUUGACAGAGAGGGUUUGACCUUACAGGCGCUGAGGUACGUGAUUCUGGACUGGAACUGGAGAGAUCGAAAACUCAGACGGAUGAUAGACAUUUCUGAGGUCAAAGGGGACCUCAUGAAGCUCCUGGAUAGUGGAAUCCUGACCACAUGUAAAGAAGACAAAGUCAAAAUUGGACUAUUUUAGCAAACAUUUUGUAUUUAGUCUGCCAUUUAUCAACAAGACAAGUGUAAUUUUUUGUAGUUUUUUUUCUUUUGGAUCAGUGUUCUUGUCUAGUGGAUCAGAGUUUUUCACUGUUUUAAGAGUCUGUGUGAGACAUCUUGUUAUUUUUUCUCUUUAGGACACCAACAUCAUGUUUAAGUCUGAUGCAUUGAAUAAACAUUCUCCAUAAAAAAACAUAA
Molecule: messenger RNA, 1191 nt
Organism: Austrofundulus limnaeus
Lineage: Eukaryota; Metazoa; Chordata; Actinopteri; Cyprinodontiformes; Rivulidae
Gene: cmss1
Product: cms1 ribosomal small subunit homolog
Exons: 9
Coding region: 200-976 (258 amino acids)
Cellular component (GO): 90S preribosome; nucleus
Source: RefSeq, a predicted model, not a curated record